AUGAAUGUCAUUUGUCCUAAUGGAAGAACAUCAUUCGGGGCAGCAGCCCAAUUUGGAAAUAUUGAAAUUCUUCAAUUGUUACUUAAUAGGCGUACGAAUAACGAUUGUAUUGAUGAAAAAAAUUAUCCUCACAUAGAGCCAAAAGUAACCGAAAGUACAAUAAACAGAGUGCAGAGUGAUAAAAGGACUUCGAAUUCAAAUUUAGGAUAUUAUGUUUAUGUUCACAGUGAACAGAGUUCGUUUGAGUGCUCCAAUAUGGGUAGUGAUUGCAAAGUGGACAAUUUGAAUAAAAGUGAAUGUAAUUCUAACAUUGGAGCAAAUUUGAAUUAUUCCAAUGAAGAAUGCAAUGAUUUUUUUUUAUCUAAAAUGAAAAAAACAGCUUAUGAUUUGGCAACUUUUAAUGAUCCAUGCGUGCGAAGGGAUCCGAGGUUCAAUUCGAAAAAAAGUGUGAGUGAUUUAAAUAUUACAAGCGAAGAUGGGGAAACAACCCCCGAGGGAAUGGAUAAAUUAGAAUGGGAUAUGGAAGUGAAAGAAAACAACAUAUUAGUUUCAUCAGAUGUUGAUGAUCCUUGGUGUGAAUUUUAUUAUUGGUACACAAGUAUUUUAUUACAGACUGAUUACCUUUUAAAAGAAAAACCUUCUGCAAUUGAUAUCGAUAGAGAAGAUCAGUUUGGGUGUAGAGCAUUACAUUAUGCAACUGUAGAAGGUCAUAUUGAGGCUGUGAAGUUGUUGAUAAGUGCAGGUUGCAAAGUGAAUGUUGGAGAUUCUGAUAAUUUAACACCUUUGCACAUGGCAGCAGCCAAAGACAAUCCUGAAAUAGUCGAGUUAUUAAUUGCUGCUGGAGCUAAUGUACAUUGUAAAACGACAGAUAGAAUAUCACCGUUACACGUUUCCGCAUCCAGAGGUCUACUUCAAAAUGUUAAAUUAUUAAUCAAAGCGAAAGCAUACAUUGAUAGUCUGGACUCAUCCGAUAGGAGUCCUCUUUUUAUGGCUGUAUCCAGGUCACAUCAAGACGUGGUGGCUUAUUUAUUAGAAAAUGGUGCUAAAGUCAAUUUGGAAGAAAUUCACGGGUACACUCCAUUGUACGAAGCAGUUUGGCAAAAAAAUACAGAAAUCGUUAAAUUGUUAUUGAGUGCGGGUGCAAAAGUAACACAAUCCCAUCAUUUGUUGCAUUAUGCAGUUUUACAUCGACAUAAGGAAAUGGUUUCUCUAUUGAUAUCCGCCGGUUGCAUAAUAAAUUUAAGGGACGAAAAUGGCGACACUCCGUUAAUAGUUGCCGCCAAAACGCAUCAAGUCGAUAUAGCUAGAAUUCUACUGCAAAACGGAGCUUCGAUAAAUUGCAAAAGUUACGUUACGGGUAAUACUCCUUUGCACGAGAUAAUUUGCAACGCGUCGGGAGGAUAUCAAAAAUUCAACGAAAUGUUUUCGGUAUUUCAAGAGUACGACGUUAAUUUAGAAGACGAAUCGAAUUCUGGUCACACGGCACUUUGUUUGGCUUUAAUAAAAAGAUUCGACGAUGCAGCUGCCACGUUGAUACGUCACGGAGCCAACGUCAAUCACAGAUACAUUUAUCAACUUCAUUUAAUUGGCAGCCUUUUGCUUCGGGGUAAUCGUUUCCUUUUCGAAUUACUCAUACACGCGGGAUUUCAUUUUCGAAACAUUGAAUUUUCAAAUGAGCCCUCCAGUCCUAUAGAAAAAUGGUUAGCGUAUUUAAAAGUAAAUCCCUUGAGGUUGUACGAUUUAUGUCGAAUUAAAGUCAGAUCUCAAUUUAAAACGAAAAUUUACGAAAAAGUUUCCUCGCUCGUCUUACCUCCCACAAUAAAAAAUUCACUCAAAUUAGAAGACAUUCGAAAUUAA
Pediculus humanus corporis (human body louse) is the source of this 1857-nucleotide messenger RNA. Its product is annotated as ankyrin repeat-containing protein, putative. The transcript is spliced from 4 exons. The record is from RefSeq and is a predicted model, not a curated record. Gene Ontology annotation, molecular function: protein binding. The coding region runs from base 1 to 1857 and encodes 618 amino acids. NCBI's taxonomy places the organism in Eukaryota, Metazoa, Arthropoda, Insecta, Psocodea, Pediculidae.